AAAAAUAGGUAAAUAAAAAGAGCGGGAAAAAUAGGAUUGUCCCGCCGGGUUUGUUUGUUGUGAGUUUUGAGUUUUCGUGUUUAUAUGCCGGCUCGCCCGGUGUCUUUGUCGCCCUUUUUCAUAAACGUAUAUUAUAAGAAAAAAGUGAAAAAAAAUCUCAGAUAAAAAUACAGGUGGUAUCAUGAACCAACCCAGUACAUCAGCGAAUCUCAAACCAGAUCCACAGCACGGAGGCUUCGCCAGAUUCCAAGAUGUCAAUGUAACAGAACUUUUUCGCAAAGACACGCAAGCAGUCAGGGAAAAAUUACAAAAUCCUGCUAUCAGAGCCAUGUGCCGUCUACAAUCAGCUGCAGGUAUCACAAGCCUACACAAACCUGACGGAACCCUCGUGAUGUUCAAAGACUGGGAUGCCAUCAAUGGUUACAAAAAGAAGUUUUGGAUCAAAUUCUUGUGCCAAAAUAACCAAUUGAAAAUUGACAAAUAUUACAUGCCCCCCGGCUUCGACAGAAAGGAACUCGAAACUGAAUAUACCAUUGGCUCUUUAAACAACAAACAAUUUCUCAAUAAAUGUAAAACUUGGGUGGAAUGUUUCACUUAUCGUAAACAACAAUUCAAGAAAUUGGAAGAUUUUCUGAAAAGCUUGGACCUCUACUGUGCCAUUCCACAUGCGAAUUCAUCCUACAAAAUAUUUUCCAUUCAACUGGAGCGACAUGUCAAAAAUCGAUUUGUAGAAGCUGCGCUUAUAGUUGUCAAAAUUUGUUAUUCACAAAAUAUAACGAAACCAACGAAAUUGGUGAUCGAAAGUGCGACCACCCUGGAACUUGCUGACCGUGAUCAAGAGAAUUUGCAAAAUCUUUUCAAAAUUCUGAAAAUCAUUGAUGUCGAAGAGGCCCUCGAACAAAUAUUCAACUCUCCGGAAAGCAAAGGAAUUUGGAAGAGACAGGAACCGUUUUUAGAGGACGGCGAAAAUGGCCGGAGUCGAGAAUCUGACGAAUCGUUCGAUCCGGACGAUUCUUCGCCUCGGUCGAAGCGACUGAACGAAGAAACUUUGGAAUCUCAUGGCAAAAAACGAUCUCGAUUGUCAGCAGAUUAUCGCGACAGUUCGGACCAGGAAACGCAGAAAAAAAAGGCUCCGACACGGAGAAAGAGGCAGGAUCCGAAAAACCUCGAAUCGUCGAAAGAACCUGAGCCUCGAUCACGAAAUUCACCGCAACAAAAGAAAAAUCCAGCUAAAGCGAGCUCUUCGAACCAAAAGAACAAAAGUUCUAAGACUCAACAGCAAAAAUCGUCCGGUGCAAAAAAGAAUUCACGAGCGAAUGUUCCGGCGAAGAAAAAACGCUGAAUUUUCUCUAUUCUAUAAACAAAAUUGCCAUGAUUGUAUUCUUUCGUUUUCGUUAUUAACUUUAAACUAGUUUCGAGUUAAGAAAAUACGAAAAGAGUGAUAUCACAGCUGGGUCUGAAAAAUGCAUUUUUUAAUUUUUUUCGUCGCGAGCGCAGCGCGUGUUAUUUUUCGAAACAAAAUUCCUUCAGACGAUUCGUGCUUUGCUUACACUUUUCACUAGAAAUAACAAAAAUUAGUUAAAUAAGUAAAAAAGUGCCUUUAAAGUACAAAAUAUAAUUGGAGACUGGGAUUUUGUAAAUGAAUUCGCUAAAAGUUUACAAAACUUUUGAAUCUCAAAUAUUCUAUGGGAUCUGAUUAAAGUUAUUUCAAUCAACAAA
Venturia canescens is the source of this 1719-nucleotide messenger RNA. RefSeq lists its product as uncharacterized. Lineage: Eukaryota; Metazoa; Arthropoda; Insecta; Hymenoptera; Ichneumonidae. The transcript has 4 exons. The record is from RefSeq and is a predicted model, not a curated record. Bases 182 to 1342 code for a protein of 386 amino acids.